AUGACCUCUUCCACCACUCCUAGAACCCUCCCCGCCCUCCCCGAGGAGAUCUGGCGUCUCAUCAUCCAACAUGGAGUCACCAUGCAGGCAACCUCGGACUUCCGCACCUGGCCAUGCGACCACUCCAACGAACUAAACGACCAACGCCUCCACGACCCAACUACCCGAUUCGACCACCAGCGCGAGCGGAGGGACUACGCGGCUAUGCUUCCGCUUGCUCAAACAAGCAAGUUCUUCUCCCGUCUCGUGGCAAACGAGCUCUACCAGAACAUCGUGCUGUGUGACUACCAUGGUAUCAGACGUGACCAGGUCACACUCUUGCUACGAACCUUGGUCGAGGCUCCCAAGUCCCGCGAACGGGUCAAGCAUAUCACGGUGGUGCCUUUCUUUCACUGUGAAUGGCAAGCGAGACCAGGGGUCCCGGAGCCCCCUGCCGGCCUUCGGUUGAUGGGGAAGGAUGCAUUACCUGGUGAUUACCAAGGGGCCGUGACCUUUUUGCAAGAGAAGGAUGUCAAGAAACUGGAUAGACAAGCCCAGGGUAUCAUUGACAUCGCGGGCCUUGAGCUCGCCCAUGUGCCUGAGAAUCGGAUGUUCAAGGCGUCGAUAGGGUGGCUUGAAAGAGCACUUGCCGCGUUGGUGUGCCUGUCUAGUGGUCUUCGGAGCCUGUCUAUUCAGGACCCUCCCCCGAGCAGUGGCUGGUCAGCAGCGCACACGCAGAUGGAUAUAGACGGGUUUGAGCACACCAUCCGUAAGAUCCGCAAACUCCCUAGCUCGUAUGGAAAGAUUUUCCAGCAGCUGGAAGCGGUGUCCAUAGCGACGACGAGAUUCAAGAACGACUCUGACGAGGCGUUCUCCGUCUAUUCAUCGCCGCGCCUGACUGGCUUUCAAGCGCUUGGGUUUCUUCACAUGAAGGACUGGCAUCGCUUGGCUGACUACCGGUCAACCUUGAUCCGCCUGGACAUCGGCCACCUCUACCCCCAGCUCAGCAAUGUUAGAUGGGCUGGCUUCAAAGAAACUAACGAGGUACGAGCCCGCGAAGCCAGGGAGUUCAGGCGCAUUUUGUCGACCUUCACUCGUCUCAAAUUCCUGCGAGUCUCUUAUGUUCUCCUGAUUGGCCAGCUGGAAGAGAAGACCACGAAAUUCAGCGACAUGCUAUCCGAACUCCUCCCUCCAUCCGUCGAAGAUUUCCAGAUAGCAGUGUUUAAUCACGGCGUGGACAACCGAUAUGAGCGGCCAAACAUCGACAUGUCUGUCAAGUGCUUUUUCGAGGGUCUUGAGUCAUGGACAUUGGACCUCGACCAGUAUAGAUACCGGCUCGAUUUCUUCGCCAAGUACAGUGAUCUCUGGGAUAUCAGUAUACUGGUUCACCAGAAGGGCAACUCCCGGGAACAAUCGCGAUUCUGGAGGGAUAGACGGCGCAUCAAUCAGACAAGGCUGCGGACAUGGCUGGCUUUUGGUGAUAACCAUGUCGAUCCAACCGACGAUUAUCACCAAUAUCGCGUACAGCACGGCUAUCUCCCAGACGUCGAGGAACGGAUUGAGGCGCAAAGUAAUGACGAGCCGGGUAACUCUUUCGAAGGAUUUUGUCCCUGGGAUACCUUGCAAAGGGUGCAGGCCCAACUGGAGCUAAUGUGGGUGAACUUUGAGGUUUAUACCUUCCAGCCCCUGAUGUUUCAGGAUAUCAUGUGUCGUGACCGGGAAUACUUCACGCGUGAGGGAUCUGUGCAGUGGCUUCCACUUGUAUGGUGGGAGGGGUGGCGAUGA
This is a messenger RNA of Neurospora crassa OR74A, 1764 nucleotides long. RefSeq lists its product as hypothetical. The record is from RefSeq and is a predicted model, not a curated record. NCBI's taxonomy places the organism in Eukaryota, Fungi, Ascomycota, Sordariomycetes, Sordariales, Sordariaceae. The transcript is spliced from 2 exons. The coding region runs from base 1 to 1764 and encodes 587 amino acids.